AGGACAUUCGUGGCUAGGAAGGGAUGGCAGAAGCAGCCGCCGGUGCCCGCCUUGAUGCAGCACUGCUCUCCGUGCGUGGAGAUGUCGCCUUGGUUGCUACCGAGGACGGAACGUACUCCCUCACCAUCAGCUUCAACCCUUACCGCUUCAGGAAGCAUAUCAAAAGGACCAUCUUCCGGAUCAGGCGGGUGAUACAGAACACCAUCUGGCCUCUGACCCCCACCAUAUGGGGCGGGGUCACCACGGCUGUAAUUGUGAGGGUUGUCACUGCCAAGAGCGGCUCGUGGUGGAGGAGUGGCUCGCUGGCAAACAUCCUGUGGAAAUGGGACAAUCUUUUCCCAUGGCAACAGAAGCUGCCAACUCAAGUUCGUGUCGGCUGGCUGUCAUUGCUCGCAGGCACUGUCGGCCUGGCAGGCAUCUCUUUCGUACAGAGGUCCUUGCUGCGGCUGCUCCUCAACUACAAAGGCUGGAUGUUCCUUGACCAUGGGUCGAAACCGAGCCCGAUGAUGAAACUGUGGUUCAUUGCAGUGAGGGCGCUUUCAGGGACACAGCCAUCGCUCUACACGUAUCAGGGCUGCUUGCCUUCACUGCCUGUGCCUUGCUUAAAAGAAACAACCAGAAACUUCAUGCUGUCUGUCAAGCCGCUCCUGUCGCAAGAGGAAUACAAUGACAUGGAAGAGAAGAUGCAGAAGUUCAUGAAAAAUGAAGGCUGGAAACUACAGCUUUUCUUGCAAGUUAGAGCAAUGUUCACGGUGUCUUGGCUUUGGGAAUGGUGGGAGAAGUAUGUUUACCUCCGUGGAAGGUCGCCGAUUAUGGUCAACUCGAAUUAUUACAUCUUGGACGGAGUAGCUUUUACACCGACGCAUUUGCAAGCGGCACGCGCAGCUGCUUUGUUGCACGCGGCAGACAAGUUCAAGUUUCUGAUUGACUGGGAAAAGCUGGACCCAAUCAGGCUCCAGAAGACCAUUCCUUGGUGCAUGAAACAAUACGAGAGAGUUUUUGACACCACGAGAGUCCCAGGCAAAGAAUGCGACCAUAUCAUUCAUUACGAUCACGAUCCUCAGAGAUACUGCGCAGUGUCCCGCAAGGGAGUGUGGUACAAGUUGCCCAUGCAAGUGAAGGGCACCAACGGCAAGUGGAGGACUGCUCUGCCCCAUGAGCUGGAGAAGCAGAUGAAUUGGAUCAUCAUGGACUCUGAUUCCACCCCGGCGCCUGAAGGUCAAAAUGCAAUUGCUGCUCUGACUGGGUGGCACAGAGGAAGGUGGGCAGAAGCCAGAGAGGAGUUUUUCUGGGAUGGCAUCAACAAGCUUUCCUUGGAAACUGUCGAGAAAGCUUUCAUGCACAUUCAUCUCGAAGAUCGAUCCCCCACUGAUCUGACCAAUCAAGCGAAGAUGCUGAUCCAUGGUGAUGGCAAAUCGUUGUGGUUUGACAAGUCGGUUACAUUCAUCAUCUUUCCCAAUGGCAAAUCCGGAAUGAUGGCAGAGCACAGCUACGCCGAUGCUCUCACAGUCGGGCACAUGUGGGAAUGGGUAACCACAGAGGAAAGGUACAAGGGCGGCCUCUAUCGCGAUGACGGUCACUGCAAGGGGUUUGAAGACAGCAAGUACGAGCAGGUUGACCUCACAAAGCCGCAGAGGCUCCAAUGGCGGGUAGAUGCUCAGCUCCACAAGGUGAUCAACGAGGCAUACGUAGCCAACAAGCAGCUCUGCGAUGACUUGGAUCUGGUGGUCAUGACUCAAGACACUUGGGGGAAGGGCUUCAUCAAGAAGAAGCACAUCUCUCCUGACGCGUUCUUCCAGUUGGCCAUGCAACUCGCUUACCGCAGGGAUGCCGGCAAACGAGCCCUUACAUACGAGGCAAGCGUAACUCGGCUCUUCGCUCAGGGUAGAACAGAGACAGUUCGCUCUCUUUCCAUCGAAUCCGCUGCUUUCGUGGACUCCAUGAUGGACGAGUCGUGCUCGAAUGUGGAGAGAGUGAAGAAACUGAUGCAGGCUGCUGACAAGCACACGCAGCUCUACAAGAGCGCCAUGGUAGGCAAGGGAGUGGACCGGCACCUCUUCGGCUUGUAUGUGGCGUCUGUCGGGCUGGGGUAUGACUCGGAGUUCCUCAAGGCUGCUCUCAAGAUGCCUUGGACACUCUCCACCUCUCAGACUCCUCAGAAGCAGACUGAAGGUCGAUGGAAUCCCGAUCGUGAAGACCGUCAUGCGGUCUCGGCUGGCGGCGGCUUCGGGCCGGUGGCGGACGAUGGUUAUGGCGUUAGCUACAUGUUCGCUCACGAUGAUGCGAUCUAUGCCAACAUCAGCAGCAAGAAGAGCUCUACCGCAACAAGCAGCGCGCGCUUUCGAGACCACAUUCUCCGUGCCCUUGAGGACAUGAAGAAAAUUUUCUCUGAUGGCAGCGAUGUGUCAGCGAAGAGCAAGUAACUUGAAGCGCCAGCACUCGAUGGUGAGACAAAAGAAGUCAAAGGCAAGAAAGAGGCUCUAACGUUGAACAUCUGCUUUUACGAGAUCUGUUAAGGAACGUUCCUCGCUGUG
Guillardia theta CCMP2712 is the source of this 2534-nucleotide messenger RNA. RefSeq lists its product as hypothetical. Gene Ontology annotation, cellular component: mitochondrion. The transcript has 2 exons. The record is from RefSeq and is a predicted model, not a curated record. Gene Ontology annotation, molecular function: carnitine O-palmitoyltransferase activity. Bases 24 to 2423 code for a protein of 799 amino acids. Lineage: Eukaryota; Cryptophyceae; Pyrenomonadales; Geminigeraceae. Gene Ontology annotation, biological process: fatty acid metabolic process; carnitine metabolic process.